Messenger RNA from Chara braunii, 3119 nucleotides. The record is from the annotation of a GenBank genome assembly. NCBI's taxonomy places the organism in Eukaryota, Viridiplantae, Streptophyta, Charophyceae, Charales, Characeae.
GACGGCCGUUUGCAGCAUUGCGCUCCGUUGUUAUGUUGGCGCCCUCGUUGUCUUCCGUUUGCCGCCGUCGUCGUCGACUGUUUCAUGGCUGACAUGUUCUGCAGGCUGCCGCUGCUGAUCCUUGUUGUCCUGUUGCUGCUCCUCGUGGUUCUCCUCCGCGUGUGCAUCCUUGGGAACGUGCCGACGCGUCGACGCAAAAGAAGGUCUUCGAUGAAGGACGCCAGGAUGGAGGCACGGCAGGCGAUCCCCCGGUCUGGUGGGGAGCAGGUCGGAGGGAGGCGGUGUGGGGGGAGCCUGUCGACCGUUGGCAGGGCCUCCCAGCGGGUUGGGUAUGAUGCAUUGCCACCACACUUGCAACCACUCCCCGGCUCAUUGGACGAGGAGGAGGAGGUGGAGAGACGACCACAAACCGUGUCGUUGGGCAGCGGAUCAACGCCGGAGUGGACAGCCACGGAGCUGUGCGGGACGGGCGGUGGCGUGUACGAGCAGUCGUUCAUUGAACUCCUUCGGCCUGGCCUUGGCGAAGACGAAGGAGAUGGCCGCGUCAACCUGUCGUUUGGUUUGUCCACCGGGCGGUCUACAACUCCAUCGCGCACAGUGCUCGUGCUACCCCACCCCGACAAUGAAGGCGGGCAAUUGACAGUUGUUGAUCGAUCAGCGAGGACGAGGGCGUUGGCGAGUGAGAUGGCGGGAGCGAACCGGAACUCGUCGACGGCCCAACCACGGGCGGCCUCUCUGUCCAAGGGCGCCCAGGGUCGACCGGAGUGGAUGCAGUUGCCAUCUCCCCUGUCUGCGGUGUCAGAAGUGGUACGAGGCCGUGGCGUCGGAGUCGACGGCGGGACCGACUUCUUGGAUGUUGGUAAUGGUUGCGACGGGAGGGAGGUGUGCAGGGACCUGUGGCGGGAUCACCCGCUGCGGCGAGAGGAAUACAUCACACGGGGGCUGGAGCGUCUUCACGUGGGAGACCGGGAGAACGAGAACAAGACGGACGAUUCACCGGCGGAAGCAGACGACGACGACGACGACAACGACAUAGAGUGUGGGGAAAGGGGGGGUGGUCACACGUCGCCAUCAUUGCAGAGCAACAUGGCUGGUAAGGGUGGGAGUCCAAGCCUUCCGGCCGCAAUGCUCGUCCGCAGGCGAAGAAAGGGCAGGGAAAGGGGAGCGGUGGCGAAGGCGACGGGGAUGGGCCACGCAUAUGCACAGAUGAAACCGCAGGAAUGGAAAUGGCAAGAUGUCGCCCAAAGGUUGAAGAACGUCGGCGUGGACAGGAAUGCGGAGAAAUGCGGGAAGAAGUGGGACAAUCUAAUGCAGCAGUUCAAGAAAGUCCAUCCCUUUCAAUCACCGUCAGGGGGUGCCGACUUUUUCCAGUUGACGUCGAAGGAGAGGGCGAGCAAGGGCUUCAAUUUCACGAUGGAUCGCGCAGUUUAUGACGAGAUAGAGGGGUCGACUGGGAUGAACCACACCAUCCACCCGAAGAACGUGGCAGACACCGGUGUGUCUGGCAGCGUGCGCCCGCCCUCGACGUCUUACGUGGAUCCUGAGUCGGUGGCGGACGGGGAAGAAGGUGCAGGGCGAGAAGACGACGAGGAGGGGUCGACGCGAGGCUCUUCCCAAACGACGGGCACCCCCGAUGGUUCUAGGAAAAUGAAAAGCACGAGGCAGCAAACUUUCGAGGCGCUGACGGAAUGCAUGGAGAAACACGGGGAGCCGCUUGUUCCAUUCUCUGUCUUCCAUUCUCGCCGCCCUGCAAUCAUCCAGCCGCCGCACGGUGUACUCGUCCACAAGCUCUGCGAACCACCGACCGCGAUCGAAGGCGCUUUUGUCGGAUCCGCCAUGUCUUCCCGCGGAGCUGGACGGGGGAAGGCUGCCUUGAAGCAGAUCGUGGAAGGCGCGGCCCCCGCGAAAAAGGGACGGCAUCAAGCGAAGAGGCAGAGGAAGGUCGUCCAAGCCGUGCCCGCUGGCAAUGCGCGAGACGUUGUGGAGGAGGUUGUGGUGGAGGAAGAGAUAACGAAUGACGACGACGACUUUGAAGACGACGACGAUGAACCACUGCAGAGAAAGGCGAGGGUCAGUUCCGCGGGGGGGGUUAGAAUAAACGAGGGGGGGGAAGGGACACCGACCGCACGGCGCGGCGGUGGUGUUGCCGCGGCCAACCAACCAGUCUUUGUCGACGUGGCACGUGACUUGGCAAGGAGGGACGUUGGUGGCCGCGCGAAGGAAGGGGCCGCCUCGCAUGAGACUGCGCAACGCGUGCUUGCGCCAUUGAAUCGCCCUCGAACCCCGACUGCAGACGUGGCGGGGAGUUCCCAAGCAGCGGUUGAAGGUGGGACGUUGCGAUCUCCCGCGGUGGCGGCGCACGGCGGCGCUGUGGCGGUCCUAGGAGAGCCGGUUGAAGUCCCGAAGGGAGGAGAUGGCGCAGCAGCUGGGGAAGACGACGAGGCUCUGUUUGGUGAGCCCAAUGUUGUUCUGCACCACAUUGGACGUAGUUUGUGGUUCGUGGGCGUGAACAUAGUGGACAGGCACGAGGACGAUGAGUGCGCGGCUUACCAGGAAGCUUGUGUCCAGCGUCUGGUGCGGGAUUUUACAAGCGCAGUUGGCACGACAGAAGCUAUGGACGGCGGUCGAGUGUCGUACGAGUGUCUGAAGGGGAUGGCAGAUGCGAUGAGCUAUUUGCUCGCUGCCACGAUGUGGAUUAUGCUAAUGGUGUGGAACGAUCCGAGAUCGCAUUACGACGCUUGGGUUUUCGUUCAACUGAUGGCGAAGACGACGCUGCUGGCGUCCAUGAACCGGCAGUUCGACGCCCGCCGACACAUCACGCAAUCCGCGCAGGUCAUGACGGACAAGUUGGGGAGACCGCCUCCGACCUUCGCCCCCCCACCUGCGUACAUCCCCGAUUGGGCGUCUAAGUGCGGGGUCACUUUCUCGCACGACGCCACGUUGGCCUCCCCGAUGGAGGCGAAACGGUUGGAUUGGUUGGGGACAGGUCCCCCCGAGGACGACGACGACGACGCCGAAGGCGAUGACAAAGGCGAGGGGGGGUGACGCGUAGACGACGGUGAUGGCGAAGGCGAGGAGGGGAUGAUGCGCAGGCCCUGUUGAGAUGGCAUGUACAAGAG